AUGUCCACACUACCUCUCAUCAUAUUCAAGGCCGGUAGUGACAAUUUAUUCUCUCAGCGUGCAUUGGCUGCAUUCUGCACCGACGCCUAUCGUACCUUCGUCCUGGUUGAGAAGAUUGGGAAACUGGGAUCGCUUACUCUGCCCCGGGUUCCUCCGUGCUUCGCUUCGUACACGCUGUUGAUUGCGGUGUCUCAUCCAGAUGGCGCUGCCCAUCUUUACGGCCAGCAUAACUAUACGACCUUCUCACAAGGAUGUAGGGCACAUGUGCCUUGGAGCAAUUGCGUGUUGCGUGACCAUGAAACCAUCACUUCAUCGGCCGAGCGAAGCUUGCAUCUCACUAGCGCUCCCACUGGUAAUUUUGUCAGCUACGUGUGGCAUCAAAUAAUCCCCUCUCCCAACCUCCUCUCCACUCACCGUUGGAUUACUGCUGGGUGGAAAAAAGAGUGGAAGGGGCUGCAGCUGCUUGAGAAUGGCGUGGAUUGUCAUAAUGAUCCAAAGUGGCGACGAAAUGGAACAGCUGCUUCUGCUGAUGCUCCAUCAGCACUCUGA
This is a messenger RNA of Echinococcus granulosus, 549 nucleotides long. RefSeq lists its product as hypothetical. The transcript is spliced from 4 exons. NCBI's taxonomy places the organism in Eukaryota, Metazoa, Platyhelminthes, Cestoda, Cyclophyllidea, Taeniidae. The coding region runs from base 1 to 549 and encodes 182 amino acids. The record is from RefSeq and is a predicted model, not a curated record.